AUGGCCCAAAAUCAAGCCGGCUCUAAGAAGCGGCGUCGCGAGCCAUUCAACGUCAAUACCAAGUUGGUAGAGAUAUACGAGGAUCUUGCCAGCGAGAAAGACGAAAUUCGAUUAAAAUCCGCACAGGCGCUGGUGUCGCAGUUUACCCCCGAUAAAAACCCCACAGAUGAGCAUAUUCAAAGAGUCCUACAGAGACUCAUCCGUGGUCUCUGCAGCAGCCGGAAGGCCGCAAGAAUCGGGUUUUCCAUCGCUUUAACUGAGGUCCUGAAUCAAGUCUUUGCAUCUCCUCGGGAGUCGUCGGACAUUAAUGUGUCCAAUGUCAUGUCCAUCUGGGAAUCGCAGUCUAGCGCUUCAGGCAGCGAGUCGGGUCAAGAACAAAGAGACCAUCACUUCGGACGUCUCUUUGGGGCGGAGGCUAUUAUCAAGUCUUCCAUUCUUUUCAACCCCAAGGCUCCGUUCAAUGAGUGGGUCAAACUCUUAGAUCUGGUGUUUGAUCUGGCCAACAAGAAGCCGUGGAUCAGAGAGGAGUGCGGCUGGAUUAUCUAUCGCUGUAUCUGUGAACUUUCUGCCCAGAAAGCUGAUCCCAAAUACGUAGAAACUGCCCUGGAACGUCUAUGCUCCCAUGACCUAGCGCGGACACCAGAGGGCGUGUCCAUCUGGCUAGCAGCUAAGGACCUAUUUCCAUCUGUAAAAUUCCCAAGCAAAGUCUGGAAGCACGAUGACCCAUUGGAUGCACGCGAAAGGAACAACUUAUCCAAAGUCUUGAAAGAUUCCUCUUCCUCUGAGUCUGAAAAUGGCGGCCAGAGCAACACCAAGUCAUCUGGCGUCUGGAAUUCCAAGCUUCAUUUUGCUUGGGACGCCGUUAUAUCUAGAUUCAGUGCUGUUACUGGCAAGGAGAAGUCUAAAAGCGAAGGCUUCGCUUCAUCUCGUCUCAGUUUUGUCGAUUUCUGGACUGAAGUUGUUGACAACGGGCUUUUUGCAUCUGCUUCGUCGGAGGAACGUAAAUAUUGGGGCUUCCUUCUGUUCAAUAAGAUCCUCAACGAGGCUCCCUUGGACCUGGCCUCUCAUGUGUUUACAAAGAACCUUGUAAGGUGUCUGAUAAAUCAGCUUGCCGUGGACGACAGGUACCUGCACAAGAUGGCCGUCAAAUCAGCGAAGACUAUCCAAGCGCGUGUGACAAAGGAGCCGGAGUUCGCGGGGGCCUCUGUCAUCGGCUUAAUGGGCUCGGCUGGCUCAGUGAACUUCGAUCAAGUCACCAAGACGAAAACAGUGGAGAAAAUUGUUGUCGAAGCCAACUUGGAUGCACUGAAGCAGAUAGUGCCUCUUUUCUCUAAGCUUAUUGCCUGCCCCGGCACGAAUGACAGCAAGGCUGCUGCUUCAACCCGCCAACUCCUGGCUGGUCUGCUCUUGUCUAUCGUCCGGUCUCGAGCCUCAGCUAGUGGUGAAUCCCAGGAAGGGAUCGAAUCCCUGCUAGAGGAUAUUCUGUAUACUUUUGUUCGGUUUGCCUAUUUCAUGGACAGAGGGGACAGCCAGGCAGCUGCUCAACCGGCCUUUGCUCAACAGACCCAGGAACUAUUCCGGAGCAGAAUCAUCUCCUGUCUGAAUAGUCUUAUCUCUUCUCCAAAGCGUGCACCCACUCUCCCAUAUGCCGUGGUUCGCAAGAUUCGUGAUGUGGCCAAGUCCGGAGAGUUCGGCAAUUUCAUUAUUAACAUGGACGAGAUACUUAAUGACUCGGUGAAGACCGCAUUUAAGGCAUUGAAGAAACUCUCCAACACAAAACAGGAUGACGCAGGCGUUGAUGCAUUUAAACUUCUAUACUCCAUGACCAUCCUUCAGGUAUACAAUGGCGACACCGAUGCCGUAUCCAUGCUGGAUGAACUCGAUUUCUGCUAUACCAAGAUCUUCGCAGACAAAAAGUCUAACAAGGACGAGACUUCAGAUGCAUCCGACGCCCUGGUGGAAAUUCUUUUGAGUUUCGCAUCUAAGCAAUCGCAACUUUUCCGUCGCAUGAGUGAACAAGUUUUCAAUGUUUUUGCGGAAAAAAUCACGGAAAACGGUCUGGAGUCAUUGACUUCCAUCUUGGAAGCGAAAGAAAGUCUUGCUGGUCAGCAGGAAAUGUUCGAUCAACAAGACGACGAAGAAGGAGACGAGGAAAUGAUCGAUAUAGACGAAGACGACAGCGACGUCGAGGUAGUCGACGCAGAAGGUUCUGGCGACGAAGGAAGCGAAGACGAGGGCGAGGACGAGGAUGAAGAAGAAGGCCCCGACUCCAACGCCGACUCCGACGAUGAAGAAACCGCCGCCUUUGAAGCGAAACUCGCCGAAGCGCUUGGAACGCAUCGCGGCGACCAAGACCUAAAUGAGGAAUCCUCGGAUUCCGACGCGGACAUGAACGACGACGAGAUGGAAGAGAUCGAUGACCAACUUGCGAAAGUAUUCCGGGCUCGUCGGGACGCUCUUGGUCAAAAGAAAGACAAAAAGGAUGCGCGCGAGAACAUGAUCAAUUUCAAGAACCGCGUGCUGGAUCUACUGGAGAUAUACGUCAAGAAGUGCCAUUCGAAGAUCCUGGCGCUCGAUCUUCUUUUGCCGCUUUUGCGACUUACUCGUCGAUCUAGUGUAAAGCAGGUCUCCAACAAGGCUAAUGCUGUGCUUCGUGAAUAUACGAAACUGUGUAAGGGGUCUGCACUGCCUACGCUGGAAUCGACGGAGCCGGUGUGGGAGCUUCUGAAGUCGAUCCAUAAUGAAGCGACGUACAGCGGCCCGCCUGCACAUGCUUCGGCCUGUAGCCAAGCGAGUCUUCUCGUGGUGAAGGUGUUGGUGGCACACGACAAGGAGGCUAUCGCUGGGGUUGUGGAUGUCUAUGCGGCGACUCGAAAGGAGCAGCUUCUCAGCAAGAAAUGCCACGUUCAGCCGUCCUUGUUUACGGACUGGAAUAACUGGUGUGUUUCGGCAAGCAAGCAGAUGAAGAACUAG
Molecule: messenger RNA, 2973 nt
Organism: Aspergillus tanneri
Lineage: Eukaryota; Fungi; Ascomycota; Eurotiomycetes; Eurotiales; Aspergillaceae
Gene: POL5
Product: DNA-directed DNA polymerase POL5
Exons: 5
Coding region: 1-2973 (990 amino acids)
Biological process (GO): regulation of DNA-templated transcription
Cellular component (GO): nucleolus
Molecular function (GO): rDNA binding; transcription factor binding
Source: RefSeq, a predicted model, not a curated record